Molecule: messenger RNA, 549 nt
Organism: Aphanomyces astaci
Lineage: Eukaryota; Oomycota; Saprolegniomycetes; Saprolegniales; Verrucalvaceae
Product: tRNA (cytidine(34)-2'-O)-methyltransferase
Exons: 1
Coding region: 13-477 (154 amino acids)
Biological process (GO): wobble position uridine ribose methylation; wobble position cytosine ribose methylation
Molecular function (GO): RNA binding; RNA methyltransferase activity
Source: RefSeq, a predicted model, not a curated record
CACAAAUCAAAAAUGUUCCAAUUGGCGCUGUUCCAGCCGCGAAUUCCUCCGAACUGCGGCAACAUCAUGCGCCUGGCAGCGAACAAUGGAUGCAUCCUACAUCUCAUUGAACCAUUCGGUUUCAACCUGGAUGAGAAGAGUGUGCGGCGCGCAGGACUGGACUACCGCGACAUGGCAGUGGUUCGUCGACAUGUCAACUUUGAAGCGUUCAGUGAAGCCGUGGCCGGUCAUCGCAUUCUGGCGUGCACAACCAAGGGGAGUCGACCAUACACAGAAGUGAAGUACAACCCAGGAGAUGUUCUUCUAUUUGGGUCUGAAACCAGUGGACUCCCCGAUGACGUCCGCAACAACAUUGCCGAAGAACUCCGCAUUCGGAUUCCCAUGCUUGCAGACUCGCGAAGUCUGAACUUGGCCAACUCCGUGUCCAUUAUAAGCUACGAAGCAUGGCGUCAAAAUGAUUUCAAAGGCGGUAUUUAAUGAGAUAGGUGUAGUGUAAGCGAGAACGAAUGUAAAGUAACCGUACCAAUGCAGAGACUUAUUGUGCGAAAA